Messenger RNA from Microstroma glucosiphilum, 378 nucleotides. RefSeq lists its product as hypothetical. The record is from RefSeq and is a predicted model, not a curated record. Bases 179 to 346 code for a protein of 55 amino acids. Gene Ontology annotation, biological process: mitochondrial electron transport, cytochrome c to oxygen. NCBI's taxonomy places the organism in Eukaryota, Fungi, Basidiomycota, Exobasidiomycetes, Microstromatales, Microstromataceae. The transcript has a single exon.
CAGACGAUCCGAGGGAGAUGGAAAGGGAUGGGGUCUACGACUUGAAGACCUUUUGCUUACACGCUCUGCCUUAUACUUCACCCCAUUGCUCUGUCAUCCUUUCUCUGGUCUCUCAUCACUUGCUUUUACAGGCUCGUGAGUACAGCUCUCGGCUCCGGCGACUGAUGAUCAAAGCGAUAUGCCUCCUGACGUCCUCUUCGAAACUCCUACCUUCAAUCUCCUCCGUCCAACAGUGCCAUUCAAGACCGGACCCAAGCACCGCGUCGGUACCGCCCUGGGCGUAGCCGCCUUCCUCGGCACUGGCUUCGGACUGCCCUUCGUUGCUGCUUACUUCCAGCUCUCGUGAGUCGUCAACGCCGGGUCACGAAGCGAUGGAUA